AAAAGCUAUUAACCCGGAAUAGGGUGUACCUUACCUUGUUAAAUCCCGUCUCAAAUUCAAUAGAAUACAAUACAGUGAGAGAGAAGAACGGCAUCAACAUAAUAAUCAAAGUGAAACAAAGAGAAAGCCCUAACGCGAUACAGACAAAGUUCAUCAGCCAUGGCACUUGCUUCUCGUCUCGCAUCCAAAUCCAAAUUGCUCUAUGGUAGUCAAAUGCUUGUGCAAAAGGAGUUUUCUGUUCCAGUUCGUCACUUUGCUAAAGGCUCUGCCCCUACUGCCCUUAAGGGAGAUGCGAUGUUGAAGAACAUUUUUGUGGAGGUGAAGAACAAAUUUGAGACAGCCGUUGGAAUAUUGAAGAAGGAAAAGAUCACCAUAGCUCCAGAGGAUCCAGCUGCUGUUGCUCAUUAUGCGAAGGUCAUGAAAACAGUCAGAGAGAAGGCAAACUUGUUGUCAGAGUCCCAAGAUAUUGCAGCCACCAUCAAUUUGGAGACACAAGAUAUUCCAGAUGCUCGGACUUAUCUUUUGACCGUGAAGGAAAUAAGAACCAAGAGAGGUCUUACAGAUGAUCUUGGUGCAGAGGCUAUGAUGUUUGAUGCAUUGGAGAAAGUUGAAAAGAAUAUAAAGAAACCUCUACUGAGAAAUGAUGAGAAAGGAAUGGACCUUCUCUUGGCAGAGUUUGAUAAGAUCAAUCAGAAACUUGGAAUUCGAAGAGAAGAUUUGCCUAAGUACGAAGAACAGCUGGAACUUAAAAUAGCCAAAGCUCAGCUGGAGGAGUUGAAACGCGAUGUUGUUGAGGCAAUGGAGACUCAAAAGAAAAGGGAGGAAUUCAAGGAUGAGGCUGAGGCCGUUGACGUCAAAACAUUGGACAUCCGGAACUUCCUUUAAAAAUGCCUUCCAACAUAUUUUUAUACAUUUGAAAUUAUUGCAUUCGGAUAAUGGUGUUGACCGUGUUUCUUCAAUAAGUAGACACCAAUGAUUUCGAAGUUAAACACUGAUGCCAGUUUGUAGAUUCUUGAGUUUCAAGGUCUUUUUUGUUUCCUUCUGAAUUCCUGGUUAAAACUGAAGUUGAAGUAAUCAAAUGCUCUAAAAUUUUCCUCUCACGUUUUAUGAGUA
Molecule: messenger RNA, 1113 nt
Organism: Cicer arietinum (chickpea)
Lineage: Eukaryota; Viridiplantae; Streptophyta; Magnoliopsida; Fabales; Fabaceae
Product: probable ATP synthase 24 kDa subunit, mitochondrial
Biological process (GO): pollen development
Source: RefSeq, a predicted model, not a curated record